Molecule: messenger RNA, 3765 nt
Organism: Cotesia congregata
Lineage: Eukaryota; Metazoa; Arthropoda; Insecta; Hymenoptera; Braconidae
Source: the annotation of a GenBank genome assembly
AUGAUGCAGAAAAAAAUAAUAUUGUUAGUAAUAGUAUUAAAUAUAAGUUUCAAUUUAAAAUAUAUAAACACUGCCAAUGAAAGCGAUUUAAGAUCAUUGGAAGUUAAUUCUGAUUGGCUUGCUAACGUCGAUUUAUUUCCUUAUGAAAAAUUAAAUGAGAAUAAAAAUGCUGAAGCAAGAUCUGAGUUGUUAGAUCUUGAACCGGAAAUUGAAGAAGAUCAUAAGGAUGAUGAUGGAAAAACAGAAAUAAAUUCCGCCCGUGGAGAUAAAAAAAAUAAUUUUGAUAUCUUGGUGAUGAAAGACUUAAAUGGGACGGAUAAAGUUGAAAAAUAUGUCAAUUAUGAUUCAGACGAUCCGGAAGCAAACAGAUAUGCGCCGUCUCCAGAAUUUUCAGUUAAUAAUUAUGUUAUGACCGAAGCUAGGUGGACAAAAAUAAGAUCUGAGUUUAUGUAUUGGUACUUUGACAAAGGCGGAGAUAAUAAUAAUGGUGAUCUUCAGACUGAUAUAUAUUCUUCAACGCAAAUUCAUAAAAAUUUCAAUUUUCAAUUACCAUUUUAUGGGUUUCGCUAUAAUUAUACAUUUCUUUCAAUGAAUGGGUAUUUGGGGUUCAGUGAUGCACCAGAGCACUACACUUAUCCCUUGAAUUUUCCAAUAAAAGACUGGCCGAAGACAAAUGAUCCGGCGUUUAUCGGUAUUUUUUUCAGUAAAUGUCGGAUUGGAACGCUACGACCUACUGAUUAUGAUCGGCGUAGACCCGGUGUUUACUUUAGACAAGAAAGAGAUUUACAAAAACGUACAGACCAAUUCGGUGUAGAGUUACGUGAACGAGUAAAAUGGGAUAUCCGGGAGGGUGUUGUGGGUUCAGACUCGUUUGAUCCAAAACAUGCAGUGAUCGUAACAUGGAAAAACAUGUCUUUUGCCGGCGGUAUUGAUAACUCUCUCUCUAAAACCAAUACGUUUCAAUUAGUACUAGCCACUGAUGAAGUUUACACAUACGCUAUGUUUAACUACUUGGAUUUAUCCUGGACGACACACACAGAAGCCGGCGGAGAUACAACUGGUGGUGAGGGUGGGACACCCGCCUUCAUUGGUUUUAACGCUGGAAAUGGUACACAAGCUUACGAGUACAAGCCGUAUUCUCAGAUGUCUACUUUGAGAGAUUUAACAAGCCGUGGGUGGGCUAAUGGCUUUAAAGGUCGUCACAUUUUUCGUAUUGAUGAAAAAAUUAUGCUUGGUACUUGUAAUAAAGAUAUAGCUGGUCCACACUUACCAUUAGUUUUUGCUCCUGAAAGUGGAAAUAUGCUUGGUGGUACUGUUGUAAACAUAACAGGCCCUUGUUUUGAAAAAACCGACAAAGUUCGUUGUCUAUUUGAUACAGUAGACGUCAUGGGUACUGUUAUCGAUAUAAAUCGUGCCAUAUGUGUUCAGCCUUUUGUCAAAGCUGAAGGAUAUAUUAGGUUUGCCGUAGCCGUUAAUAGUGGAACAUUUGAUUGGAAAGGAAAAUAUUUCAUAGAAACACCUGCAACAGCAACAGAGAAAAUAUUUUUUCAAACCCGGGCUGUGCACGAACGUGAUCCUCGAGAAAUUAAAAUAACAUGGAACGCUUACAAUUUGACAAGUAAUUUAAAUGCUGAAGUACAAAUAUCUAUUUGGGGAUAUCGUGAGACAACAAUCCGCUCGGAAUUUGAAUACAUUGAUACUCUUGAGAAAGGAACAACAAAUACCGGAGAGUAUAUUAUAAUCCCAGCAUCAUAUCGCAAUCGUGAAAUGCCGUCUCAAUUAGACAUGCAGUUUGGGUUCAUCCAAAUAAAUUUAACAAACCCAACGGAAUAUUAUGGCUUGGAAUUAACACCACAAUUAUGGAGUAAGCCGAUUCCUUUGGCAUGGUAUUUUGGUCCUCAAUGGGAACGUACAUACGGCACUAAAUGGCCCCAAGAACUCUGUAAUGAGUGGAUAAAAAAUGAUCGAUACCUCAAAAAUUUUGCCGCUGAAGUUUCUCUGUGCCCUUGUAAAUUAGAACAUGCUCUUUACGAUAAAGGCCGUUUUCUACCAGACUUGGACUGCGACAAAGAUUCGAACCCUGAAUGUUUCUAUAACUACGGAGCGAUACACUGCGUUAAAACAGGAACACCAAACUUAGAAGGUUCAGAGCAACAAUGUUGUUAUGACAAAAAUGAGUUCUUAAUGUUAUCAUACGACCAGCAAUGGGGAUCUAAGCCGCAACGUUCUCAUAAUCUUGGAUAUUUACCGUGGAAUGAAGCCAACAAAGUACCGAGUCUUUCACACUGGUAUCAUGAUGUUGUGCCUAUGUACACUUGUUGUAUGUGGCAAGAAGAACAAGCAGUGGGCUGUGAAACAUUGCGAUUUGAGAGAAGACCAUCUCAAGAUUGUAUUGCCUAUCAAUCACCUGCAGUCGCUGCGGUCUUUGGUGAUCCUCAUAUUGUAACCUUUGACAACGUGGCUUACACGUUUAACGGGAAAGGAGAGUUUGUUCUUGUUCGGGUUAAUAAUGAAAAAGAUAAAUUAGAUAUACAAGGACGCUUCGAACAAGUUGGUAAUAAUUUUUAUGGUGAAGUCCGCGGUACACAAUUGACUUCAAUUGCAGACAUUAUUUUUUAUUUUUUUUCCUUUGGCAGAACUUCGUUUUAUGAUAAAAGAAAACUUCUGACCAAAAUUCAUCCAAAUCGAAAGGGGUCGAUUCCAAAUGAUACUAAAAACAAAACGCGUGGAUUGUUCGGAAACUGGAGCAAUGAUAUUCUGGAUGAAUUUACAUUACCAGACGGCCGACAAGUACCGUAUGGUAAUUUAGAUAACUUUGAAACGGUACAUAAAGAUUUUGCGAUAAAUUGGAUCCUCGAAGAUAAAAUAGAUCCUCUAAAAGGGAAUUCAUUGUUCGUACGUGAAUUUGGACGUACUGCUAGUUAUUUUUCAAAUCGCACAUUUGUUCCCGAGUGGAGACGCCGCCCAGAAGAUUUUCUACCUGCAAAUCGAUCAGUCGAUGUAGAGCGCGCUCGUGAAUUAUGCGGUGACUCUUAUCAAUGUCAGUAUGACUAUGCUAUGACGCUUAAUAGGGAUCUAGCACAUUUUACCAAAAAUUAUCAUGAUACUUUGACACAAAUCAAAGCAAUCAAUUCCGGACGGACUAUUUCCUGUGGAGUACUUGAGACACCGAGAUUUGGACGUAAAAGUAAUUUCUUAUUUAUACCCGGUACUAAAGUUACAUUUGAAUGCAAUCAAGACUUCGUGCUGAUAGGCGAUCAAAGGCGUACAUGCAUGCCAGACGGGCACUGGGAUAUUCCUGAGUACGGGUAUACUGAGUGUCUUCGUCAGAUCGAGUAUUCACAACGAACAGCCUGGACGACAAUGGGUAUCAUAAGCGCGGUAUUAAUUCCAGCCAUAGCUUUAAUGGCCGCAGUAUUCGUUUGCCUUAAAAAAAAUUCAAACCAAGGAAGUUCUACGAAAUCGUGGCGUUUUUCCGAACGAUCUGCACUUGAUAAUGACUCAUUUACGCGAUCAGUGAUACCACGUGAUAGGCCAAUUUCACCGGUUACACCGACUAGUGACUCGAGUACAAUUACUAACACAAGUGCAUGGAAACGCAGAAGUUAUGACAAAGUUUAUCACACACACGAACCAUUACCCAACAGACCCGACAUUGAAUUUGAAGAUAAAGAUUGGGACCUUAAAGAACCUAGUUUAGUUAGUGGCGAAGAUUCCACAGAUAAUAGAAAAACUGCCAGUCCCAGUAAAGAGAGCGAUGUUUAG